GGGAAAGGACUCAGGGUUGCUAGGGGUGUGGAGCAGGGGCUGUCAGUUGGGGCAGGGAGGGGGCCUCAGCACCCUUCUAUGUCCCUAGCUGUGAGUAAAUUGCCCCUUCCCCACUUCUCUCUGUCUUCCAGGGCAGCAGGGUCUGUCUCACCUUAGACCCUGCCAGGCCAGCAGGGCCCUCAGCACAGCCCCCACUGAGGUGGGGGAGUGUGUAACAGCUGGGCUGAAGGCACUCUGCAGAUAAGGUCUAUGUCAGCAGGUGUUCAUCGUCUGGGCCAAGACCAGGGAAGGUUUGAGGGCUUUAGAGAGAGCCACAGGGUGGACACACAAAAGCCUUUUGUCUAGGCUACGGUCGUUUCCUGGAGGAUGCCCUAGAUGACCCCUUCCUGGAAGGCUUCGGAUUGGGUGCAAGGUUCAGGAACAGCCAGCCCUGGCGGGGUGGGGGUGGGGGUGGGGGGGCAUAAGUCAGAGCUGGUGGCCCCAACAGCAGGAAGAACCACUGUGCACAAAGGUUAGAUGGGACUCCAGAAAUCUCCCCUAUAAGGAAGCAGCAGCCCAGUAAUGUGAGGACACUUGGGCAUGCUCUCUGGGGUUCCAGGGUCUUCUCUCACCAUCCCAGUUAGUGGGGGAAUAGUCAUUCCUGAUCUCAGAAGUUGUGUGUGCAGUAACUAGUAAUAAAUCAUGAAUUCCAAGGAGGCUCUCAAAUCACCACCUCCCACACCCCAAGUGUCUGUAACUGUAGAGAUGGACCCUCUUCUUCCUGCCCCAAGUUUACCCACCACAGGGGAACAUCCAGGGUGAGGUCCACCCCUCCCCAACACAUAAAUACUGACAUUAAUUAUCCAUUUAAGACAAAUUUCCUCCUGUGACUUGAUGUCAUUAAGAGGUUUUCCCUUCAAAGUGAGGAUUAAGCUGUUCCUGAUAACUGGGUGAGUUCAAAGACAAAACAGUGGGACACAUCCUGGCAGAAGGUUCUUGCCUGUCCCAGCAGUACACAGGGUGUGGGAGAACUGGGAGGUGGACCAGGCCUGGCAGUACUUUGAUGACUUCCUUCUCCUCCUCCCACAGCCAGACUUGGACGGGAGGGCCUCAGGCAGCAGUCCUAGCAUCAACUCCGCCUCUGUGCUCCGCCUCCUACCUGCAAGCCCUGUGCUUCUGUCCCUCCACCUAGAUCUUCAGCUUGGGACACAUGAGGAAGCUGCGAAGGGACACAGCGCUCCAGACGCCCAGGACUGCAACCCAGAGGCUACAGCUAUGGCAGGACCUCGGCACCCGGUGUCAGUAUGUGCAGCGGCUCUGGUGGAGACCAAGAAGCUCCAGCAACACCUUCAUGCGCAGGAGCUGGGAUGAGUUCAGGAGGCUCCACAAGACCCUCAAGGACACCUUCCCAGUGGAGGCAGGCCUACUGCGGAGAUCUGACCGCGUUCUCCCCAAGUUUCCAGACGCAUCGCUGUUCAUGCACGGGGGGCACACAGGCCGAGGCCUGGUGCGUCUGCGGCUGUUGGAAUCCUAUUCACGGUCGCUGCUAGCGGCUGAGCGCAUGCCCUGUGGCCCGGCUCUUACCAGCUUUUUUUCACCGCAAACCCGGGACCUGGAGCCCAUGCUGCCACCUGGCAGCCUGGUUAUCUUGCCUGUCCCAGAAGAGCCUCUAGCUAGCCCUACGCGCAGGCUUUCCAUCUGCAACCUGGAGCCUCUGAAUCUGCAUUGUCUACAGCCCUUCAGCACCCAGGACACACAGGGCCGACCCUUCCAUGUGCAGGCCCAGGAGGCCCUAGACGUGCUGCUGCGACACCCCUCAGGCUGGUGGCUGGUGCAGAACGAAGACCAGCAGACAGCAUGGUUUCCUGCUCCCUACCUGGAGGAGGUGGCCCCAGGCCGGGGACAAAAAGGGGGACGGCCCCUAGGGAGUAGUGGGUCCCAGUUCUGUGCUUCCCGUGCCUAUGAGGGCAGCCAGGCCGAUGAGCUGACAGUGCCUGCUGGAGCGCACGUGCACGUCCUGGAAAUGUCAGAUCGUGGCUGGUGGCUGUGCAGGUUCGGUGGCCGCACAGGUCUUCUCCCCUCUGUGUUGCUGCAGCCAGAUGGGCUGGGCAUGCUCUUGAGUGGGCCAGGGCGUGGAGAGAACAGGGAAGAGGAAGCCCAAAGCUCCCCUGAGCCCUCCCAGGCCACAACUCUUCCCCCCACUGUGCCUGCCCGCCCCCCGCGGAGUGCCAUUCAGAGCCGCUGCUGUACUAUCACCCGCAGAGCACUGGGACAGGACCCCAGGGGUCAGGGACCCCCUUGAGGGUGUGUGGAACCACAUGGAAAGCUGCACUGUGCACCCCCCCAGCUGGAGCCAGAGGCCCCAGGCCCCAGGCAUGACCGAGGGCAGCCACACCACUGCCGGGGCAGAGGGGGGUGUGUUUGAGGGUGGACUCCCUGGCUGGCAGGGCCUCCCAUUUCCUCUGAGUAAAAAGCUCUUCUGAUUGACCCACACCCAGUGUCUGUGCUGAAGGGGAGGGCCUGUUGGGUCAUGGCCAGGC
Molecule: messenger RNA, 2519 nt
Organism: Hipposideros armiger (great roundleaf bat)
Lineage: Eukaryota; Metazoa; Chordata; Mammalia; Chiroptera; Hipposideridae
Gene: NOXO1
Product: NADPH oxidase organizer 1
Exons: 9
Coding region: 1190-2281 (363 amino acids)
Biological process (GO): superoxide anion generation
Cellular component (GO): cytoplasm
Molecular function (GO): superoxide-generating NADPH oxidase activator activity; phosphatidylinositol binding; protein binding
Source: RefSeq, a predicted model, not a curated record